AUGUUUUUCCUGGCGUUUCUCGAUUUUCUUAUCCAAGUCGUCUUCUACAUACUUUAUGCCCUAAUCUACAAGCGAGCUGAUGGUAACGGUAUAGCAGACUUCUUGGUACCGUAUGCUUCCGAUGUGAUCACCUUCUCGAACGCUUAUCUGCUUAUGUUACUCAACAAGAAGAUACGACGACGAGUGUUAUCACUAGUCAAAUGUCGAGGUACUGCUGCUUUCUAA
Molecule: messenger RNA, 225 nt
Organism: Cooperia oncophora
Lineage: Eukaryota; Metazoa; Nematoda; Chromadorea; Rhabditida; Trichostrongylidae
Source: the annotation of a GenBank genome assembly